Messenger RNA from Tympanuchus pallidicinctus (lesser prairie-chicken), 8320 nucleotides. It is a transcript of the gene OGFRL1, whose product is annotated as opioid growth factor receptor like 1. Gene Ontology annotation, molecular function: opioid growth factor receptor activity. Gene Ontology annotation, cellular component: membrane. The record is from RefSeq and is a predicted model, not a curated record. Lineage: Eukaryota; Metazoa; Chordata; Aves; Galliformes; Phasianidae. The transcript is spliced from 7 exons. Bases 63 to 1538 code for a protein of 491 amino acids.
CCGCUCCCAGCCCUCGGCCUCCGCGGCCUCCGGGAGGCGCGGCGGCGGCCCGGCGCUGCCCGAUGGGCGGCCUGCUCAGCGGCGUCAGCUUCAAGGAGCCCACCACGGUGGAGGACUGCGACUCCACCUGGGAGACCGACUCGGAGCCCGAGGCGCCGGAGCCCGGCGGGGAGCCUCGGCGCCAGCAGCAGCAGCAGCAGCAGGAGGGGGUGUGCACCGCCGCGGGAGGCGGGGAAGAGUCGCCCGCCGCUGACGACCGGCCCGAGGAGCCUCCGCGGCCGCCGGAACAAGGGGAGCGGGCCGAGGGGGACGCCGGCGGCCCCGAGCAGAGCGGUGAUGGAACAGAGCUGACAGCCAAGCCAAAGAGAAGCUUCUAUGCAGCAAGGGAUUUAUACAAGUACCGACAUCAGUAUCCACAGAACUUUAAAGAUCUUCGAUACCAAAAUGACUUGUGCAAUCUCCGCUUUUACAAAAAUAAAAUCCCUUUUAAACCUGACGGAGUUUAUAUUGAAGAAGUCCUAAACAAAUGGAAAGGAGAUUAUGAAAAACUGGAACAUAACCACACAUACAUACAGUGGCUUUUCCCUCUGAGGGAGCAAGGUCUGAACUUCUAUGCGAAAGAAUUAACUACAUAUGAAAUUGAGGAGUUCAAGAAAACAAAGGAAGCAAUUAGAAGAUUCCUUUUGGCUUACAAAAUGAUGCUGGAAUUUUUUGGAAUAAAAUUAAUUGAUAAAACUGGAAACGUAGCACGAGCUGCUAACUGGCAAGAAAGAUUUCAGCAUUUGAAUGAGUCUCAACACAACUACUUGAGAAUCACUCGAAUUCUGAAAAGUCUUGGUGAACUUGGAUAUGAGAGUUUCAAAUCUCCCCUGGUAAAAUUUAUUCUCCAUGAAGCUCUUGUGGAAGAUACCAUUCCCAAUAUUAAGCAAAGUGCUCUAGAGUAUUUUGUGUAUACUAUUAGAGACAGAAGAGAAAGGAGAAAGCUCCUGAGAUUUGCGCAGCAGCAUUAUACGCCAUCAGAGCAUUUUAUCUGGGGACCCCCAAGAAAACAGAAGUCAGAGGGAGGCAAAACAAAUAAAAAGCCAGCAUCUCCAAUUUCUGUGCACAGUAGUUAUAUUUCUAAGCAUAAGAAACUGAAAGAGCCGAAGAGUACAUCCACAAGCGGAACCUCAGCUAGUAAAGCAACUGAAGAGAGAAAAGUAGAACUCAGAAAAAAUGGAGAAGAAAAUGAUCAGGAUGAACAAGAAAUGAACUGUGAUGCUGUUAAGCAGAGCAGUGAAAAGAACAGCGGUGCUGAUAGUGGUCAGCUUUCAAAAUCAGAAGCAAUUCACGAUCCUUCGGACAAAAAAGAGGACACUUCUUAUUCCAAAAAGGAUGAUGAAAAUAUGAACAAUGACUGCGGAAAUCAUCCAGACAAAUCUUUAUGUGACCCUGAGAAUUGUUCAAAUAAUGUGUCGUCAGAUCUACAAGAUAACCUUGAUGAGGACACACCUUCAGGGGGAACCACCACAAAAACCAAGGAUGAGAUCAAAUUAUGAGUCUGAGGUUAAAAGUCUUUGUUUCAUAACGAAUGAAGCAAAUUAUUCAUCACUUCUUCAUUCUUGGUGAAAUUUCAUCUAAUCUAGUAUAAAAUGUUCAUGCUUGUUGGGAAUGCAUCAGAUUAGGCUUCUGUUACGCAAAUGAAUUUUGCUUUUUUUAAUCUCUGUUUGUCAGAUGAGAAUCAAGUGUAGCUAUUUAAAAUUAUUGUGUAAAUUCAAAGCCUGGGAAUUCAUUAUGCUUUCCAGACAUAUUGCAUAGCAGGAAAAAAAAAUAGCAGUUUUUCCCAUUAAAUUAAUCUGGUGUUUAUUUAUUUAUUUAUUUAUUUAAAAUGUAAUUUUCUAGUAAGUCUUAGAGCAUCCGAAUCGAAGUUUCUUUUAAUAUGCUUUCAGUGUUGAUUUCUUUUUGUGAAAUGACUAGAAAUUAUUUCAAAAACAAAAUUUUUCACAAGUGGAUUUUCCUUAGGAACUGUGUUUAUUUCUAAUGGCAGCAUUUGCGCAGCAUCUUUUACCUUAGAUUAGCACCCUUGUCUGAGACAAUAGAUCUUGAAACAUCCUAUGCAGCUGGAUAGCCAAUACAUCAAAUAAAUGUUUAAGUUACAGUGAAACUGUAUACACAGCUUUUGGGUACAAGGGAAGUUGCACUUUAUCUUUUAGUCUCUUUUAAGGUUUCCUCAUGCCUCAUUUGCCACUUCUGCUGAUUUGAGUUGUGAGGUGGAGUCAAUCUUAGGUUUGGUCUCAGUAUGAAAGUUCUUUAGCUCUCUGUCUCUCAUCAGCUGGCUUUAGCAGCUGGGAAGCCCCACUCCCUAGGGAUCAACCACCAGCAGCUCAAAAGCAGUUCUGUUUUUUUGUUUUGUUUUGUUUUUCCCACAGGAAAACACUACUUAGCCAUCAGAGCCAUUGGAGGAUCUGUCACCUGGCCUGUCCAGCUGAAUCUGAACUAAAUUGGGUGGUCUGUACAAUGCAGAAUCUCCUGAUGCUGGCCUGUGGAAGAAAGCCAGUCCUGCUGGUCUAUGAGUGAAAGGAAUUUCAAAUCUUUUCUCUCUGUCAGAGGUUUUUCACUUUUUCAUGUUAUUUAAUAGGCUGAGAACUGAAAAAAGCCUGUCUGCCAGGCUGAUUAGAGAAGAUAGGAAUUUUGGUUUUGUUUACUUAAGGACCGCAUGAUUUUCCUGAGCAUCUUUUUCUAACUUCAUGCCAUUCAGUCAAGCAAGAUGCUACCCAGCAAGUUAAUUGUAUACCAUAUGGAUUAAAAUGUAGUGUAGGUAGAACUCAUGCUUUCUACAGUACUAAAAUAGUCUACUAUAUGUAUUUUCUAUUUUAAAAUGUAUAUAUUAUCCACUGCCUUUGAUGUAUUUUUGAUGAAAUAUUAUAAAGCAGGUACCUGACUAUGGUUUGAGUAACAGAGUGCUGCAAGACUUCAUUCAAGUCUUGUAACUUAAAAUGACUGUCUUCAGGGGUUUAAAAACGUAGAUGGAAUGUCCUGUAUUUUUCUCUAUCACUAAUUUCCUUUAUGGCAGUGCAUCAUCUCUUUCUUUCCCCAGGUAGCUUUUUUUCUUGGGGUCAAACAGAGUUGUAAUUAGAGAUCUUGUCACCUAUGGAGAAAGAUUAAGCUCUUUCCAUCCAAAAGAAACAGAGGAAAGUUAUGUUUCUACUUUUUCUGUGCUUUUUUGUAAGGAAAGGAUUUUAUGUAAAUCUUUGUUUUCAGUUUUGGUUGGUUAUUUGUUUGUUUGUUUCUUAAGGGUAGCCCGGGUAGCUCAACAGGCAUCGAGUCUGUCUGAUUGGAAAUGUGCAAGAGAAUUCCAUCAUAGUCAGUGCUGCGUGAAAGAUGACAACUUAGUUGGUGCUGAGAAUGACCUUCAAAUUGUCCUGGUCUUGAACCAGGGUCCUCCUUUUCAUGUUUGUCCCUGGCCUUCUGAGCAGAAGAGGGCAGGAAAUGCUUAGAUAAAAUUAGUCCAUGUAGUUAAAGACUCCAACCCUACACAUACACUCAGAGAGGACAGUUCUGUGUUCUGCCUAUGACUUUUUAAAUCUUGAGUGCCUAACCAUGCCAACUUAAUAGCGUUGUUUUAACACAGUUAUUACUUGAAUGGCAUAGGAAAAAUUUACACUGUGUAUGAAGAAGUAUAAGCUAGUUAUACAGAACCUUCAGUUUCUAGACUUCAGUAUUGAGAUGAAACAUUUUUUUUAAAAAAUUGCAUAGUGUUCAAGUGGGAUAAGAGUCAGUAGGGGUUUUAUUAUAUUUAUAUUGUAAUUUGAUUGACCUCAGGAGAUUUUUCUUCAUUUGACUUCUGAACACAAUAGAAAGAGAAAAAUAGCUCUUUAACCAGGAGGUUGGUUGUAGCUUUCUGUGGGAUGCACACCCAAAAAACUUCACUGCAAUGUAUUAUUCUGUUAUUGUCACAUGUCUUGCAGCUACCCUGCAUGUGCCUGCUGGUUGUCCACUCUUAAUUAAGUACUUAAUGUAAAAGUUGACUUUUUUAUUGGCAGUUGUAUGCAUUCAGGGUAUCUGAAAAUAGAAUUGAGAAAUUUGCAACUUGUACACAUAUUAACUUUUUUUUUAAAACCCCAUCUCAGUAUAUUUCUAUCAUUGUUAUUAAAGAGAGAAGUGAUAACAGCAGUGACAUGUCAACUAGCUGUGAAGAACUUUGGCAUGAGAGAAGUUUUCUGUGUCAGCUGGCCUCCUUCAUUUUGUAAACUGUGUCUUAUAUCCGUGUCAGCAGACUGAAGUGUCUCCCAUGAGACUCUUCAGCUUUAAGUGACAAAUUUGCUCUGCGUAAAAUGUGAUGGUGUAUCAUUAUUUUCAUAGAGGAGUUGUUCUGAUUUUGCAAGUGCUUGAAUGAGGGAUUCAUUGCAGAGCAAUGUGUAGCAUCCCACUGAGAUUUUUGAGGACCAAAUGGGUGCGAUGCAUUUUAUUACAGACUUGUGUCCUUGGCAGCUAGGAGCACCCUGUGCUUGUUUGUAAGUAUUGGCUUUCAGGUUUUCAAGAAUUCACAUAAAUGCCAAUACUUCAUUAUUUAACUACAGCCACUGAGUGUGUGCAAACAAAGUCAGGACGCUUGCUCACUAUUAAACUGGUAUUUUUUUUUAAUCUUGCUGUGCACUUAAAUAUUCAGGGAUUUCUUUGUACUUCUAUCACAAUGUGUUGGCCCAGUGUUUUAUUAGGAUCUGAACUAUUCACCUAUGAAUUGAAUGGGAACCUCCCGUAUAGGGGUUCUUACAUCUGAGCAGCCUUUGCAACUGAGGGAGAAGUGUGCGUAUUCACGGGUCUGUGAGUUUGAUUCUGUAUAUCCUUUGGUGAGGAUACUUGAAUGUGUGACUUGACAAAAUGCUAAGGAGUGUGUACGUGUGAGUGAAGGCAAUUGUACAAGGCAUGCAAAAAUACAACACUUCAAGAUUAGUUCCAUCUCUGUGCCCUACUUGCUGGGAUGUGACUGUAUCUCAGUACCUGAGGGUGGUGGAGCAUACAGACUGAAAGCUUGGAUUCACAAGGCAUGCACCACCAGCCGUUCAGAUAAGAAGAGCACUUACACACUUGCACAUGUCUAGGGACAGGACUUGAGUUAUUGGUGUCUACUGCUUGUAUUUAAAGGUAUGAUCCUGAAGGAUACUAAAUAUAUUUGCAAUAAGCCUCUGAGAGCUGUUCUGUGGAUUGGUCGGCUCCUCAGUUUCCUGCUCUAAGUUCAUAGCAGUCUAACAUAUUAAGCAUUUGUAUAACCAUAGUUAAUAUUUAAUGUAACCCAAUAUAAACCCCUGUGAAUUGUUCCAGGAAAAUAGUAACAAUCUGCAGUUACAUGUAUCUGCAUAUAUCUACUAAACUCAAAAAGUUUACGGACUUUUUAAGCUUUUUAUAACUUUGGUGGGUGUCAAAAUUACCUAUAAGGUAAGUCAAGAGAGUUUUAAAUGGAAAACAGUUUGGUUUUUUUCCUUUGCUUUUUUUUUUAUUUAAUAAAAUUUGUCUAUAUCUGUUUAAUUGAAUUAUUUUAUGCCCCUUUCUUUGCCUGAAGGUUGUGACAGUAAUGAUUUCUCUAGUGCCUCAGGAGCAAGGAGGGAAUAAGAAGAUACUGGUUCACCUGUUGUAAAGAGGCUGCUUGGUAACAGCGUUUUGUGAUAGUAUUUGUGAUGCAAACUGAAUCACUGUAGAUGGCUUCUAACCACGUUUAUGACUGAUCAUGGCUAAGAGGCAAGUCUUUUAAGAUAUGAUAUUUGCCUGAGAUGAUACUGCAGUAUUUAGGAAAAAAUAAUCUCAUAGAACUGGAAAGCAUUUUCCUUUUGGAAGAUGCAGCAUUGCUCGUUCUUAUUAAAAAGCAAGUGAUCAUAAGUAUGUUAAUGCAAAACUGAUCACAAAUUAUAGUAAAAUACACAUCACGUAUUUGUGACAAAAGUAGUAGUUCCCUGCGCCAGGGGAGAUUCGGGCUGGAUAUUAGGAAAUACUGCUUUUCUGAAAGAGUGGUCAGGCACUGGAAUGGGCUGCCCAGGGAGGUGGUGGAGUCACCGACGCUGGAAAUGUUCAAGGAAUGUUUGGAUUUUGUGUUGAGGGAUGUGGUUUAGUGAGUACUAUUGGUGACUGGUGGAUGGUUGGACUGCAUGAUCUUGAAGGUCUUUUCCAACCUUGGUGAUUCUAUGAUUUAUGGGUAGGAUGCAAAAAUGUGAAUGAAAUUUAUCCACUAACAAAAUUGACCAAAUCACAUUAAUGGUGUACGUUCGGUUAUAACCAAAGAUAUAUUCAGCCUUGUAUCCUGGGAGCAGCGAUGGCCACCAACAGUUUGUGGUGUGAAAGAAAAGAUAAAGGGUUUGUUUUUUUUUUUUCCUCCAUACAUUUAUGUUUUUUCCUCCCGUAAUUCUUUCAGCCUUGACAAUCCCUUUUGGCAGUGAGCUCCAUAUUUUAAUUUUGUUUUGUUUGGCAAAAGUAAUCUAUUAUUCGUCUCAAAUCUGUUUAUUCAGGAAUUGCUAGUAUGUUUGAACACAAUUACUGAAAAUACUGUAAGAUGAACAGAAGUACAUUUCCUGCUGUUUCUAAAAGCCUUUGGAAAUUCUAAUAAGAUACCUGUUUAGGCAGAAAAUGUCACUUAUCCAAUGCUGCUGAUGAUAUUAUCUGACUCGUCCCUUCAGAAUAAAUGUUUACAUAUAAAUCCUCCUGUAUAAAGUACUGGAAGUCAGAUUCCAAAUCCAGAAGUGAAUUGCAUUCCUACUGGUGUGAAAGCAAGAUCAGUCAGUGGAGAAACCUUUUCCUAGUCUGAGCAAGGUGGUGCUGGAUCUGAACUCAAGUAAUAAAAGCAUGUAUUUGGGUGAGCAUAAGCAGUGUAGUAUAAUUAUGUAGUAGACAAAAAUCCUGUCUGGGAUGUGCUGGGAACCAUACUCAUCAUUCCAUAUUUCAGUAACUAAUUUUGAUGCAUGUCUCCAUUUCCAAUUGUGAUUAAAUAUAGUAAUUGCUCAAAUAGUAUUCUCAUUGUCAAAGGGAGUUUGAAAAUGGAAGAGUCAAAAAGGCCUACAGAUGGACUCUCUCCUCGCCUUUCAUGUUGUGAUUCGGACCAUAAUAGUAGAGUUCACUGCUCACAAGUAUUUAAAUGCAGUCCUCCAAGGGGAAUGUAAAUUGUAACAUCUGUGAGCCAUUUAUUUUCCUGAAGUCAAUUCCUCAUAUAUCCCACAUUUUUAGUAUACUUACUCUUAAGACUGUAGCAGAAAUUGAGAGUUUAUUUUAAAGAAUAUAUUUAAUAUAUGCCAUAUGUAGUGGGCUCUUAAAAGAUAGUUCAAGAGCUAUGGAGAUCAAGUGAAGGGAGACCUCCUGUGGCUUUGCACUUCUAAUGGCUUUUGUAUUUAUCUUUGAAAGCAUAAAGCUGUUUGCUAUAAAAUGACAAACGUGAGAAUUGGCAAAUUGUUCUGAAAGAAGACUCUUUCUUCUUAGGAACUUGGCACUUCUUAAUUCUACCUUGCUUACAAGUCUAGUGGUAUAUUCAUCAGCUAAGGUUUAUUGUGAAGUAUACUGAACGUAUUUACUACUGUGGCUAGCAGCGUGACAUUUAUUGUUUGCAGUAAAAUGGGUUAUGGCAUUUAUAUUUUUGGGACCUGCUGAAGCAUGCUUGCUGGUUAUUAGUUGCUCCUUUUCUGUCUUAACCUGUUCCUUUGUCUGCCCUUUAAGCAGUUUGAGUUGAGUGACAGAUAAUGAGAUAUGGUUUUGCAUUGAUACCAAUUGGACCUAUUGUACACUUCACUGUUAAAACUUACUCUAAUAAAAGGUGUGGUUUAAAAAAAAAAAAAAAAAAAAAAAAAAAGAGAGAAAGGAGACCCAACGAUUUUUACUUGAGAACUGAAACAGCUACAUGUCCGUUUUUAUGAACUAUUCUGCUCUCUUCUGUGUUCCUUUGCAGUGUUUAAUGACAGAAUGCCAUGCAUGUUUGGUAGCACCAAUACCAUAUGUAUGUGGUAGGAGUGGUAACCAGUUUCUGGGUUUGUAACGCACUCUAAAGAUAUAUUUUAUAAUUCUGUAACUGUAUGGCAGUGUUAUGCCAAAAAAUUGUACAAACAUAAAAAGCAAUAGUUUACGUUGCUUACUGCUAUAUUUUCAGUCGUUUGUUUGUAAUAUGAAAUACUUGGAUUUCCUUUCAGGUAAAUAUAUUUUUAAUAACAGCAGCCAAAAAUCUCUAAACUAAUAAAGCUUCUUCAUUUAGCAGCAUUGUUUUAACAACAUGUACCAAUACUGUGUACAUCUAAUACUGUGUAAUUGCUGUUCAGAGCUUGUUUGUAUAGUCUUGUAUAAAUGUACGAACACCUGAAAGUAGGGCAUUAAA